AUGUGCGGUAUCCUCGCUUUGAUCCUCGCAAAUUCUGCUGCCUCCGCGGCAGUGGACUUGCACGAGGCGCUAUAUCUCCUUCAACAUCGAGGUCAAGAUGCCGCUGGUAUUGCAACCUGCGCGUCCGGUGGUCGGAUCUACCAGUUGAAGUCGAACGGCAUGGCUGCCAAGGUCUUCCACGAUGGUGCCAAAGUCGCAGAUCUUCCAGGUCCGAUGGGUAUUGGUCAUCUGAGAUAUCCAACUGCGGGAAGCAGUGCAAAUGCCGAGGCUCAACCUUUCUAUGUAAAUAGUCCUUAUGGCAUUUGCCUGGCCCACAAUGGAAAUUUGAUCAAUGCCACCGAGUUGAAGCGGUACCUCGACCUGGAAGCCCAUCGUCACAUCAACACCGACAGUGAUAGCGAGUUGAUGCUGAACGUCUUCGCGGAUGAGUUGAGUGAGACCAAGAAAGCGCGUGUCAACAAGGAGGACGUCUUUGCCAGCCUUGGCAGGAUGUACGAGAGGUGCCAAGGUGGCUGGGCCUGUACCGCUAUGUUGGCUGGUUUCGGUAUUCUGGGCUUCCGUGAUGCCUAUGGAAUCCGUCCUCUGAUCCUCGGGUCGAGGCCCUCCCUUGAUGGCCCGGGCACGGACUACAUGAUGGCUUCGGAGUCGGUUGCUCUAGACCAGCUUGGCUUCACAGUCAUUCGUGAUAUCCAACCCGGUGAAGCCGUCAUCAUCGAAAAGGGCGGGGAGCCUGUCUUCUGUCAGGUGGCUCCCAGGAAACAAUAUGCCCCGGAUAUUUUCGAAUACGUAUACUUUGCACGACCCGACUCUGUAAUUGACGGUAUCAGCGUGUAUCGUAGCCGGCAACGCAUGGGUGAUCGCCUUGCCGCAAGGGUUCUCGAUGUUCUUGGGCCUGAAAAGGUUAAGGAUAUCGACGCCGUCAUCCCUAUUCCUGAAACCUCGACUACUGCAGCGGCAAGUCUUGCUCGGUGCCUGGACAAGCCAUAUAUCCAGGGUUUUGUCAAGAAUCGAUAUGUUUUCCGGACUUUCAUCAUGCCUGAGCAGAAGACCCGGCAAAAGGGUGUCCGUCGCAAGCUCAACGCCAUGAAGGGUGAGUUCAAAGGCCGCAAUGUAUUGCUCGUCGAUGACAGCAUCGUGCGUGGAACUACGAGUCGAGAGAUCGUUACAAUGGCAAAGGAGGCCGGUGCGAAGAAGGUCUACUUCGCUAGUUGCGCACCGGAAAUCACACACCCACAUAUUUACGGAAUCGAUCUGGCCUCGCCGAAUGAGUUGGUUGCUUACAACCGGAAGGUGGAGGACAUCGCGGACUAUAUUGGCGCUGACGGCAUGAUUUUCCAGACGUUGGAGGACCUCACAGGAGCCUGUCGGGAGAUUGCGCAAGAGAGCGGCUGCAAGGAACCCAUGAAUUUUGAGGUGGGAGUCUUCUGUGGCCGUUACAUCACUCCAGUGUCAGAAGGUUACUUCGAUCAUUUGGAGAUGGUUCGCGGUGAAGGCCGCAAAAUCAAAGCUUUGGAAAAAGCUAAGCAGGCUGUCACCCACGGUAUUGCUAGCCAGAAGGAUUUCCAAAUAGCGACGAACGGUGUCAAGUUGGAUUCCAACGGUAAUAUCGUUCCGGCAUCGCACCCAGGGGAAUCCGAUAUUCCCAAGGUCGAUGUCAGCCGCAUUCAAGCAAAUGCCUCGGAAGAGGUCAAUCCCAAGGUGAAGGACCGCAUGGACAUCAGUAUCCACAAUAUGGGUGAUUAUGCAUAG
This is a messenger RNA of Monascus purpureus, 1749 nucleotides long. The record is from the annotation of a GenBank genome assembly. NCBI's taxonomy places the organism in Eukaryota, Fungi, Ascomycota, Eurotiomycetes, Eurotiales, Aspergillaceae.